Adineta steineri is the source of this 1035-nucleotide messenger RNA. NCBI's taxonomy places the organism in Eukaryota, Metazoa, Rotifera, Eurotatoria, Adinetida, Adinetidae. The record is from the annotation of a GenBank genome assembly.
AUGGUACUGUGCGAUGAUAUUUCAGCACUUAACAAUGUGUCAUCGUAUGCGUACUGGGCUGUAAAUGGGACAACGAUCGCUGGCAAAGCUAAUGGCACAAGUGGUUCAGCAGUUGGUUAUCUUAGUCUAAAUGAAGGUAUAUUUAUUUCAGAUGCUGAUACACUUUAUAUUGGUGAUGCUGGCAACAAUAGAAUAGUAGUCGUACCACUUAAUAGCAUGAGUAGCAUAAGUAUUAUCGGAGCUGGAUACGGUUCUAACCUCAAUCAAUUUUACUAUCCAAGCGGUGUUUUUGUUACGAGUGCAUACAUCUACAUUACGGAUACUUAUAACCAUCGAGUGCAGAAAUGGUUUAGAAACGCUACAAAUCCGGUUACGAUAGUUGGAUCAUCAUAUAUUAGUUAUGCUUAUUUUCCGUUUAUUGACAAGUACAAUAACUUAUAUUUGAGUGACUGUGGAUAUAGCCAGGUGAUCCGUUUUGCGCCGAAUUCUUCAUCUCCUGUCAUAGUGGCUGGAAACGGUACAAGCGGAUCCGCAGCAUCUCAACUUGGUUGUCCACUUGGGAUUUCUGUCGAUGAUUCUGGAACAGUGUACGUUGCCGAUUAUUGGAACCAUCGAAUUCAAAAAUGGGUCUAUGGAGCAUCAUCUGGAGUUACUGUCGCUGGAAACGGAUCGAUUGGAAACAGUUUGAUGCAACUUAACUAUCCUAAAUCGGUUGUUGUUGAUACAAAUGGAUACAUGUAUAUUGUUGACACCGGAAAUAAUAGAAUCGUCAAGUGGGCACCUAAUGCAAAUUCGGGUGUCUGUAUUAUUGCUUGUUCAGGUGUUUCUGGAAAUCAAAUGAAUCAGCUCAGUGGUCCAGUAAGUCUAGCAUUUGAUAGUCAAGGAUCUAUCUAUAUUGGGGAUAUGGGAAGUAAUCGAGUGCAAAAGUUUCAAAAUAUGAAUAAUACAGGUCCAACAACAACUACAAUACAAAUGACAUUUACAAGUCCACUCAGUAAUUUAAUAGUUUCAUCUACAAGUAAUCGAAAUAAAUAA